UUUAGAAUCAUUAAAACAUAUUUUUAACAUCAAAUUCAAGGCUUGUGAUUCUUGGUUCUUCAAACAUGUCAAACACAAAACUCAACCAAAUGACCGUUUAUGAACGUAAAAACAACCUAUAUGAACAUUCUAAUCUUUAGAUAUAUCUACGGGCUUACCUCGAAGCUUAUCGAAGGUUUUGAGAAUUUUCUAGCGAAACUUCCGGCGAUGAUAACUCCCAACUCCGGCGACUUCGGUGGCCACCAACUACUGCAGCAUGUUCUCCACACUCUCAAGAACACUUUGGUACUAAACUCAUUAGUUUUUGGAGUGCUCGCUUCUCUCGUCUGUGACGCAAUCUGGUAUUGCUGCACCGUGAACAAGAUCACUUUCACUAUUCAGAUCUUUCAUGACUCAGAUACUCACUACACGAGCAAACCACCUCAGACACGUCAGCCGGACCCCAACAGCACGGGAGGCAUCGGUUCGACUCCGGACGCGGUCCAGGCACUGUUCGGCUUGGUGGUGACCACGGAGCAGCUUCAGGCGGUAGUUGCGGCACUUUCUGCCAUGGGUGGAAACGUGCCCGGUGCCGGAGCUGGAAAAGCUCUGCCCGGUCCCCACGCCGAACACGCUGCCACUUCCCAGCACAAAGGGAAGAAGACCCGGAGGAGUAGAAGGAGGCCCUGCAAGGCCCCGGCGAUCGAGGAGAUCAAGGCCUACAACGGAACGACGGACCCCCAAGAUCAUCUGUCUAAGUUCUACGCUUCCAUGGAAGCGGCGGCUGCCCCGGACAAGGUUAAGUGCCGGUGUUUUCUCGCGACGCUGGAAGGCUCCGCGUGUGAUUGGUUCAAUCGGCUCCCGAAGGGAACCAUUGACGACUGGGAUACACUGGCGGAGAAGUUCCUAACACACUUUGCGGCCAACAGAAGGCAAAGGCUGCCCUACUCCCACCUGCUCAACAUAUGCAUCCGCAAAGGAGAGAAGGUCCGCGAGUUCAUAGUCCGGUUGGAGAAGGAGGCUAGGGAAGUGCACGGGGCGGAUGACCAAGCUCUCGUGGCCAUGUUCCAAGUGGCCCUUCCCCGCGGAGAGGUAAGGAACGAGCUCCGCAAGAAUCCUCCCCCCACGUACCGAGACCUUGGCGCGCGCAAAGUUCUUAGCCUCGGAGGAGUUCGACGACGCCCCAGAUUUCGAGGUCGCGCCGGCCAAGCGAGCUCCAGCAGAUUCGGGAGAGACCGCGAAGAAGAGGAAGAAGAAGAAGGACUACACUGCGGGCCCGAGGAUGCCCUCGGCCGGAGUAUACACCGUGGGCGCCCCCGUGGGGACGGGUCGAGAGCUUGCCCUCUCCCCGCUCCCCCACGUAGAGGCCUACGCGGUGUCCAGCGGAGCCAAAGGUGGAAGCAUAUGGCCUUCGUCGCUAAGGUCCAUCAGGCACUGGCGCCCAAGCUCGGAAGACGAGAGCAAAUCCAAUUCACGGAGAAGGAUCUUCCGAACACGCCGAGCCCCCACCAGGAUGCCUUAGUCGUGCAGAUUGAGAUCAACGACGCCAUAAUGCAUCGCACCUUGGUGGACACGGGAAGCUCAGUCAACAUAAUGUAUGAGAAAACAUUCCAAGACCUCAGCUUGAACCGCAAGGACUUAAGGCCUGUGCGCACUCCUCUCUCCGGAUUCACGGGGGACUCCAUCGAGGCCGAGGGAGUCAUCGUCGUGCCCGUGAUAGUAGGGGAUGUUGUACACAAGGCCAAGCUGAAGAUGGAGUUCAUGGUUGUGAGCAUCAACUGCGUGCACAACAUGAUCCUGGGACGGCCCGGCCUUGAGGACUUGGAAUGUGUGAUCUCCCCGUACUACUUGUGCAUGAAGUUCCCCACUUCGUCCGGGAUCGGGGUGGCGAGGGGAGACCAGAAGUUAGCUUGGUCGUGCUACGUCCAAAUCACGAAGAAGUUUCCUAGGGAUGAGACGCUGGUCGUGCACGUGCAGGAGGAAAUGCACAAGCGCGGUAUCGAGAAAUGUCAAGGAGGUGCAGCGCCUGACUGGGUGGCUCUCAGCCGCUUCCUCUCCAAAGUGGCGGACCGAGCCACUCCCUUCUUCCAAGCCGUGAAGAAGUCCCGGGGAUUUGUAUGGACGGAAGACUGCCAGCAAUCCUUUGAAUCUCUGAAAUCUUAUCUCCUCUCUCCGCCGGUCCUCGCUAAGCCUGAGCCCGGAGAGACCUUGUAUCUUUAUUUGGGAGUGUCGCCCAAGGCACUAAGCUCGGUCGUAGUCCGAGAAGAAGGCGGAGCUCAGCACCCAGUAUACUACACGGCGAAGACGCUAAGGGGUCCCGAGCUCAGGUACUCGGUGGCCGAAAAGACGGUCCUGGCCGUGGUUGCAACCGUGCAGCGGUUGACGCCCUACUUACAAGCUCACCCGGUUCAAGUACUCUCCCAACGCGCCCUCUCGCAUGUCCAAGUGGGCGGUGUUCCUCGGAGCCUUCCAGAUCGAGUUCAAGCCAAGGCCAGCGAUCAAAGGCCAAGUGCUGGCCGACUUCGUGCCGGGAUGAUUGCGACAAAGCUAAGGAUAAAGUGUGAUUCGAAGUUGGUGGUUGGCCAUGUCUCGGGAGAGUUCAAGGCGAAGGACGAAAGAAUGAAGAAAUACAGAGACACGGCUCUAGAACUACUUAAAAGCUUCACCGCGUAUAGUGUCGAGCAGAUCCCCCGAGCGGAGAACGCCGAGGUGAAUAUCUUGUCGAAGCUGAGCUCGGACACGCCCGAGCACAUUAGGCGGAUGGCGAACGUCGAAAAACUGUCCGAGCCGAGCAUCCAUGCCUUCCCCGUGGCAAUGAUCUGUGCUCGGUCCAAAGAUUGGACGGACGACAUAAUUGCCUUCCUGAAGGAUGGCGCGCUCCCGGACGAUGCAAUGAAGGCUAUGUUGGUCCGGACAAGGGCACCGGGGUAUACAUUGGAAGGCGAGAAGCUAUACAAGCGAGCGUACAACGGGACGCUACUCAGGUGUUUUAGACCAACUGAAGCAAAACAAGUUAUGGAGGAGGUGCACGCCGGAAUCUGCUCCGCCCACCAGGGGGCUUACGCGGUGUCGAGGAAGAUAACCCUCUAAGGAUAUUUUUGGCCAACAAUUGCUAAGGAUUGCACGGAUUUCGUAAAGAAAUGCAAAGUGUGCCAAGAGUUCCAGAAGGUACCAGG
Cuscuta campestris is the source of this 3155-nucleotide messenger RNA. Lineage: Eukaryota; Viridiplantae; Streptophyta; Magnoliopsida; Solanales; Convolvulaceae. The record is from the annotation of a GenBank genome assembly.